Messenger RNA from Apis mellifera (honey bee), 1808 nucleotides. It is a transcript of the gene Gas8, whose product is annotated as dynein regulatory complex subunit 4. Gene Ontology annotation, cellular component: motile cilium; Golgi apparatus; microtubule. The coding region runs from base 41 to 1456 and encodes 471 amino acids. The transcript is spliced from 8 exons. NCBI's taxonomy places the organism in Eukaryota, Metazoa, Arthropoda, Insecta, Hymenoptera, Apidae. Gene Ontology annotation, molecular function: microtubule binding; small GTPase binding. The record is from RefSeq and is a predicted model, not a curated record. Gene Ontology annotation, biological process: cell motility.
UCGUGGUAUUCGACUUUUUUAAUUUUAAUUUUUUAUAAAAAUGGGACCUAAGAAAGCAAAAGCACGUACCCUUGAUGGAGCAGAUACAACAAAAAUGAAUAGAGAACAAUUAGAAAUAUAUGCACAUAGGGUACUUGAAGAAAUAGAACGCGAACGAGAGGAAAGAAAUUUUUUUCAACUUGAAAGAGAUAAAAUCAGAACUUAUUGGGAAAUCACAAGACAUCAAUUAGAUGAAGCGCAAGCAACUGUCAGAAACAAAGAACGUGAAAAAGAAGAGUUAUCAGAAAAACAUGAAGCAGAGCUUAAAUUAUAUAAACAAAAAGUAAAGCACUUAAUGUAUGAGCAUCAAACUGAUUUGUCAGAAACUAAAGCUGAACACAUGGUUGCUCUUAAAAUGGCACAAGAUGAUUAUACUCUUCAAGAAAACGAAUUAAUUAAAGAUAAAAGAGAAUUAAAAAAAAUGCAAAAAGAACAGGACUUAGCACAUUUAAAUGAAAUAAAAACAUUAAAAUUGAAAUAUGCAGAAGAAAUAGAUAAACUAGUAAAACAAUUUGAAAAUGAAGCUAUAGAACUAGAACAAAAAUAUGAACACAAAUUAACAAGUCAAUAUGAAGCUCUUACUUUAAAACAUCGUAUGGAAAUGACUGAAGUAGAAGAAAGAAAAAAUACACAAAUUACAAAUUUGAUUAAAAACCAUGAAGUUGCAUUUGCAGAAAUGAAAGCUUAUUAUAAUGAUAUUACUCUUAAUAAUCUAUCUUUGAUUAAGAGUAUGAAGGAACAAAUGGAUGAAAUGAGAAAUAAUGAAGAACGCAUGAAAAAACAAGUACGAGAAUUAAUAAUUGAAAAUAAAAAAUAUUCUGGCAAUGUGAAAUCGUAUGAGGAAUCUUUAGCAACUCUUACUGGUCAAUUAGCAAAUUACGAAAAAGAUAAACAAAGUUUGGCUAAUAUUAAAAAAAGAUUAGCAACAACUGCCAAAGAUUUGGAGAAUUUAAGAUGGGAAAAUGAAGUACUAGAAGUACGAUUUGAAAAAUGUCAAUCUGAAAGAAAUGAAUUACAUGCAAGAUUUGUCUCAGCAAUACUUGAACUGCAACAAAAAACAGGAUUAAAAAAUGUUCUUUUGGAAAAGAAACUCGAAAAAUUAUCCGAUUUAUUAGAGCAGCGCGAAGCACAAAUCAGCGAAGUGCUUGCUGCUGCUCAAUUAGAUCCAAUGGCAGUCAUUAAUGCUAAUCAAAAAUUAGAGAAUAUGCUGAAUAAGAAAAAUAACGCAAUACAAGAUCUUCAGUAUGAAUUAGCGAAAGUGUGUAAAGCGCAUGACGAUCUACUUCGAUCGUAUGAAACUAAAUUACAAGAAUAUGGAAUUCCAAAAAGUGAACUUGGUUUUCAGCCAUUGAGAGUAAAAGCAAUUACUACAAAAUUAGGAUUGGGACCUGCUGGUCUUGUUACUUCGAAUCGUUAGUCUUUUAUAACAUUAGGAUUUUAAUGAUACUUUUUAUUUUUGAUCAUAUAAUAUACUUUCACUAUUAAUUAGUGAAAUGUAAAAAUAAUAAAAUCAAAUUAAUAACAAAAAAAUUUUAAAUAAUUUCUGAUGCAGAAUAUUUUUAUUUUGUGAAAUGAAUCAUUUUUAAUGCAUCUGUUUUAUUUUUUUACAAAUUACAUAAAAUUAUCACAGAAUUUACAGAGUAGAUCAUAUUAGUGCCUGAUAGUUGUAUAAAUUCUCUAUUUGAUUGUUUAAUAUUUUUUAAUUAUUUAUUUUAGUUGUAACUUAUAAUGAAUCUUCAUUUUAUAUUUUUUAUAAUUUUUUAACAACU